GGCAACCAGCGUACCGCGUUCAUUCAUUCAUAAAUUAAAAUGGCUUCCAUGGACCGAGGUGUUAAGGCAGUAAAGAAAAACAAACAGGAUACUUACAUCCCCAUCCCAAUAGCUGCCGAAGAGACGUUUGAUUUUGAUAGUGUUGCUAAAUUACCAUUAUGGGACGAAGAAGGAAACAUGAUUCCUUUCGAUUACCUCUACAAGCAGCACAAAGUGAUAGUUAUUUUCAUUCGGCAUUUUCUGUGUUUCAUCUCAAGGGAUUAUGUUGAAGAUCUUGCAAAAAUACCUGAGUCUUAUUUGAAGGAUGCUAAUGUUAGACUUGUUGUAAUUGGAUGUGCACCGUACAAGUUCAUUAAGCAAUAUAAAGAGGAAACUAAAUAUCCUUUUGAAAUGUACUGUGAUAUAGAGCGUGACGUUUACCAGACACUCGGCAUGAAGGAAAUCCAGGAAUGUGGUAAAGGAAGUAAGCACUUGAAGCAUUCCCUGAUUGGUGGAAUCCUGAAAAGUACAUGGAAAGCAAUUAAAACAGGAGACUUCCAAGGUGAUGUUAAACAGCAAGGUGGUUCGUUUAUUCUAGGCAAAGGAGAACAAGUGCACUUCAUGCACCGUGACAAAGCAGAUCAAGACCAUCGACCAAUCAAUCAACUGCUAGCCAUUGCGGGUGUCCAGCAGGUCUCCUAUCCAAAAGAUCCCCGCAUAUUUGAUGUUUAAUACGUAUAUGUAUAAGUACAAUAUGCUAAUGAGAUCUGUCAUUCUGUGUAUUAUAAGUAACACUCUUGUAUGCUACAGUAAUUUUUACAUUAACACUCUAAUAAUACAUUAUGGAAGACGGAGUGAAAGAUCAUCUGUGAUUGGCUAAAACAUCAAUAUUAAAAUUCAACAUAUGAAUAGCUUACUUCGUAUGUUUUAAGUUCAUGUAAUUUAGCAAAUCAGUGAUGAAAUUAACAUGGAUUUCUUCAUCGACAGUAUGUUUAAUGAAAGUGGAGAGAAGUGACAAAAAACUCACAAGACAAGUUAUUGAUUUUUUAUUCAGGGUACAGUUUUUCAGUACUAUAUUCAUAGUCAACAAACUAUACAAAUUGUUCUAUUUUUAUAAGUAUUGGAUGCAAAUAUUAUUAAUAAUAUAAUAAAUUAAUAUAUUAAAUGCUUACGGUACACCAUGUAGAUAGUAAUAAAUAACAGGAAUUGGUAAACUAUUUAAAAUUAUGAUGUUAAUAAAAUAAGAAAUGAAAAUAUUCACCUAUUAUUGGAAGAUUAUUUUAGUUGCUGCUUCAGCAGCGAUAUGUAAAUAUAUAUAUGAUUUAAUUUUCUUUCACAUAAAACCAAAAUUGUUGUUUUUUUAAUGCAAGUAUAUAUAACUAUUAGUUGUAUAGUAACCAAAGAAAUGCUGCAUUUGUCUUUCAAAUUAAAGAAUUAUAAUUCUAUGACUUCAGAUUAUCUUUGAUUCUUUUAUAUAUUAUCAGCAAAAAGACAAUUCACAAACAUGCUUGGAAAUUAGAAAUAAUGUGGUAGUAUUUUGAAGCAGUGGCAUAACGCCUGUGAGCCCUUAUGGGUGAAGCCCUGGACCCCUAACCAAAAGGGGCAUACUGCUACCCAGCACAGUAAUAUAGAGCCUUUACCAGUCUUUUCAGCCAUGGAAUUGGGUAGAGAGAUUACCCGCCCCUCAAAAUCUUCAUGAGCAAAAAGGCACGCAAGGGCCCCUGUCAUUUCCUUUCCCCCAGUCCUCAUGGCUAUAUUCGUUACACCACUGUUUUUUUAAGACACCUAAGGCAAGUACUGUAAAAUGCAGCCGAAUCAAAUUGCACCAUGUAAUCAUCCUAUUUCAGUCCUUUUAUUGUCUGCAGUGUAGUGUAAUAGGCCAUGUUUUGAUAAGCCCUCUGAUGUUACAGCGCCUUCAUGUGACUGUCACAUGACCCGUAGGACUUCUGAUUUAGAUAAUGAUAUUACACUAUACUGCAGUCUGAUAAUAUUGCUGCUAGUUAACCAAAAUGUUACGUACUGUUACUUUUUUAACUUAAUUGUAUAAUUAUUAAUUAAUUUCAUUUAUGUUUCAAUUGCAAACUUUCAUUAUGUAGGCUUGGCCAACAAGCAUGUGUGUGUAUUUUGAUUGUGUUUUCAAUAAAUCAAUUAUGAGUGAAGAGUCAA
Messenger RNA from Anneissia japonica, 2145 nucleotides. Its product is annotated as peroxiredoxin-like 2C. The record is from RefSeq and is a predicted model, not a curated record. The transcript is spliced from 7 exons. Bases 40 to 711 code for a protein of 223 amino acids. NCBI's taxonomy places the organism in Eukaryota, Metazoa, Echinodermata, Crinoidea, Comatulida, Comatulidae.